CAUUCCCGUCGGCUGCAGGGGCGUAGGUAAAGGGAGCUGGGGAGUACAGGCGGAAUUUGUCCUCUGCUCAGUUCUACAUGAUUUGGGAGGCGCGAUGGAACACGUACCUACGUCCUCAACCCGGAAGAAGGGAGAGAAAGUUUAACCCCGUCGCGCUAUCGGUAGCCACUUUGAUCACACGCCCUUCUGGGCCUGGGUGAGCCGGCCAGGGACGUCCUUGCGCCCCCUUAGCCUGCGGGCGGUUGGAGGCAGCGGCGGCUGCGCGCUGAGCAGCUUCCUGCAGUAGGGCUCGAGCCUGGUUGCCGCUGGGACCGCGGUGAUCACAGGCACUCAUACCACAAAGACCCCAGGGAAAUAGUUGAAAAUGGCCUAAGAUUCUGAAUCUGCAAGCUAGAUAAUUGACCCAUGAAAACCAGAUGGUAAGAAGGUCCACCUAAAAGCCAGUUGCCAGAAACUGGAAUGAUGCUGAGAAAGGUGAUAAGGCUGAUCUCCAAGAGCCAUAAGUUGGACCCAGGACACUUUCUGCAGGUGGGCACCCAGGCAUCACAAAGCAUUGCUGUCGGUCUGGAUGCCCAGGUUCCAGGUGAGAAAUCCAGAGCCAUUUCUCGAACUCAGGAGAAUGACCCAGCCAAGCAUGGGGAGCAGCACCUGUGUCAGCACUACACCAUUCCCCUGGAGGAACUAAAGACUGUUUUCCCACAUGGACUGCCCCCUCGUUUUGGAAUGCAGGUGAAGACCUUCAAUGAAGCCUGCCUGAUGGUACGGGAGCCAGCCCUAGAGCUCCUGAAUUACUUGAAAAAUACAAACUUUGCCAACCCUGCUAUCCGAUAUGUCCUCUAUGGUGAGAAGGGCACAGGAAAAACUCUCGCUCUUUGUCAUGCAGUUCAUUUCUGUGCAAAACAGAACUGGCUGAUAAUGCACGUUCCAGAUGCUCACUGUUGGGUGAAAAAUUGUCAGGAUCUUCUGCGGUCUACCUACAACAAAGAACGUUAUGAUCAACCCCUGAAAGCCUCAACCUGGCUAAAGAAUUUCAAAACCUCAAAUGAGCAGUUCCUGAACCAGAUCAAAAUCCAACAGAAGUACAUCUGGAACAAACGAGAUAGCAUAGAGGAGGGCAGACCCCUUGGAGAAGUAGUUGAGCAGGGCCUAAAUCGAGUGAAAAAUGCCAGUGAUGCUGUUGGGAUUGUGAUGAAAGAACUGAAGAGGCAAAGUUCUUCAGGUUCCUUCCGCCUUCUGGUGGCAGUGGAUAGUGUCAAUGCUCUAUGGGGGAGGACCACACUGAAAAAAGAAGACAAAAGCCUGGUUGCCCCAGAGGAGCUGACACUCAUUCAUAAUGUGAGGAAAAUGGUGACCAAUGAUUGGCAUGGAGGGGCUAUUGUGGUGAGUCUGAGCCAGACUGGCUCUCUCUUUAAACCCAGAGCUGCCUAUCUGCCCCAGGACUUGCUAGGAAAGGACGGUUUCGACAGCCUAGACCCCUUUGUUCCCAUCCAAGUUUACAAUUAUACCCCAAAAGAGUUUGAAAGUUGUAUUCAGUAUUAUUUGGAAAACAGGUGGCUUCAGCACGAAAAAGCUCACACAGAAGAAGGAAAAAAGGAGCUGCUCUUCCUUAGUAACUCAAAUCCCUGGCAGCUAGAACGGCUCUGUGCUUAUCUCUAAAUCAUGCCCAUCUCCAUCAGGCCUGGUGGUUGGAACCAGAAAGAAAUGUCUUCCUCCAGAGGCAGCCAAGUUCCUCUGUCUGAACAGAUCCCAGGGCUUGGAGUCCGAAGCAGGCCUCUAUCGCUCAGAGAAGAGUCUUCCCAAGGACAGCCAGACUUCCUGUCGAAGUGACUGCAACAGCUGAAGAUUCCAUCCCUGGUCUUGUCACUUGUGUCAAAAUGUGAACGAUGAACAUUGUUCUCAGAAGCAGGAUUCUAUCAUCCUUCCCUCUUAAAAAAAAUAAAAUAAAAUGCUUUUCUUAAAAGAAGAAUG
Messenger RNA from Trichosurus vulpecula (common brushtail), 1968 nucleotides. It is a transcript of the gene DAP3, whose product is annotated as death associated protein 3. Gene Ontology annotation, biological process: apoptotic process. Gene Ontology annotation, molecular function: structural constituent of ribosome. Lineage: Eukaryota; Metazoa; Chordata; Mammalia; Diprotodontia; Phalangeridae. The coding region runs from base 460 to 1656 and encodes 398 amino acids. Gene Ontology annotation, cellular component: mitochondrial small ribosomal subunit; mitochondrial ribosome. The record is from RefSeq and is a predicted model, not a curated record. The transcript is spliced from 14 exons.